Molecule: messenger RNA, 1563 nt
Organism: Punica granatum (pomegranate)
Lineage: Eukaryota; Viridiplantae; Streptophyta; Magnoliopsida; Myrtales; Lythraceae
Source: RefSeq, a predicted model, not a curated record
UCUCUCUCUCUCUCUCUCUCUCCCAGUUUCUCAGUUCAAAAAUUUCAAGCGGUUCUCUCCUCUCUCCCUCAUUUACAGCAACACAGAGCGAGAGGGAGAGUUGCUUCAGAGAGUCUCAGAGAGGGUUCGUUAAGUUCCGUUAAUCACUGUUGUUUUUACUCUGAAUGAGAAGAAGCAAGCUAUGGUGUCAGACCAAGAGAUAGCCAGGGGAGUGGAGACGCUGCUCCGGCAGUCGGACCCCACGUCCGUCACCACCCUCAAUGGCGUCGUUCGCCAGCUCGAGGCCAAGAUGGGCCUCGACCUCUCCCACAAGGCCCCCCUCAUCCGCGACCUCCUCCUCCGCAGUGACCAUUUCGCCCUCCAGCACUUCCCGCAAACCCAAAUGCAGCAGCAGCCCCAACACUUCUCUCCCCACUUCGUCCUCAACACCCAGCAGCAGCAGCAGCAGCAUCACCACCACCACCAUGACCUCAACUUCCGCCAGCCCCAUCCCCAUCUCCAGCCGCAGCCCCCGCCCCCUCCAAAGCCGGCGACUGCUCCAGAAUUACCCAAAGAAAGUGCUCCACCGGCAACCAAAAAAAGAGGUGGUACUGGAGGUCUGAACAAAGUCUGUGGGGUCUCACCUGAACUUCAGGCCAUUGUUGGCCAACCGGCCUUGCCGAGGACUGAGAUUGUGAAGCAGCUAUGGGCUUACAUAAAAAAGAACAACCUCCAAGACCCGAAUAACAAGAGGAAGAUUAUCUGCGAUAAUGCCCUUCAAUUGGUGUUCGAGACUGACUGCACUGACAUGUUCAAGAUGAACAAGCUGCUAGCUAAACAUAUCAUUCCAUGCCAAUCUACAAAGGAAUCCAGUCAAGCAAAACGAAUGAAGAUCAAUGUCGAUUCCAGCAGCGAUAGCACUGAACCAGGUUCAAGACACGUUAUUAUCUCAGAAGCACUGGGGAAAUUCCUGGGAACUGGAGAACGGGAGAUGCAACAUUCAGAAGCACACAGACGCGUUUGGGAGUACAUAAAGAUUAAUCACCUUGAGGAUCCUGCAAGUCCCAUGGCCGUCAACUGUGAUGAAAAGCUUCGGGAGCUUCUUGGAUGCGAGAGCAUUUCUGCCUUGGGGGUGCCUCAGAUGUUAGACCGUCAUCAUUUAUUGAAGAAAUCAUGAUGACUUGUGAUCUUAACUGGUAAAGGUGUUGGGGACCUUUUGCAGCCCUGUAGCUGGUGACUGUAGAAAUAGGUGGCAAAGAACCACCCCUUAACUCAGUCUUUUGUGUUAAUUUAACGCGGUAGGUUAUGUAAUGUUAAUUGUCAACUCCCCGUGUCUCCAAGGCUUGACUAAUGACGGCAGAUUGAUGUUGUAGUUAUGGGACUGCCCUUUCAGUUUAGGCUUUACAAAUGCUCAUGCUCAUUUUGUCGUUAAUUUAGUUAGUUGUCUUCUCAGUGCCCAUAUCUUCAUGAUAUGAAAUUAUCAGUAAAUUAUCAUCCUCGUGGACUCUCAUUCGAAGAUUUGUACUCUGCAUGUUUCUCUCAUUAUAACAGUACCUUUAAGAAUAUCUUGGGGGCGUUUUAUCU